UACUCCUGUCAUCUAUGAUGCUUGAAGAACAAAGGAAGCAGCACUGGACUGGGAUUUUGGGGUGCACAGAGCAGAAUAGGGCAGCCAUGUUUCGCAACAGUCUCAAGAUGCUUCUUACAGGUGGGAAAUCAAACCGCAAAAACAGAUCCAGUGAUGGAGGGAGCGAGGAACCACCAGACCGAAGACAGACAAGUGUAGACUCCCGCCAGGGCCGAUCUGGGCAAGGCACCUCCACAGAGAACGACUGUGCUUUUGAACCAGACUACGCUAUUCCACCACUCCCAGUGACCGAAGGUAUGCAGCACAUUCGGAUUAUGGAGGGCAUGUCUCGCUCUCUUCCAUCCUCCCCCUUACUCACACAUCAGUCUAUCAGUGUUCGGCUCCAACCUGUGAAGAAAUUAACUGCCCCCCUGAGGAAGGCAAAGUUUGUUGAGAGCCCUCGAAUCCCAGAGUCUGAGCUUGGCUCACCAACGCUCACUUCAGCACAGAAACUGGACGUUGAUGCAUACUGCCCUGGUGACGCUGAGCAGGAGCUGGGACCCCCUCCAUCCGUAGAUGAGGCAGCAAACACACUCAUGACUCGCCUGGGCUUCCUCCUUGGAGAGAAAGUCACAGAGGUACAGCCGGGGCCACAGUACAGCAUGGAGAUGCAGGAUGAGAAUCAGACCUCAGCAGUAACACAGCGGAUAAGUCCCUGCUCCACGCUGACCAGCAGCACUGCCUCACCACCAGCCAGUAGUCCCUGCUCCACCCUCCCUCCAGUCAGUACAAAUGUUACAGCCAAGGAUUGCAACUAUGGGGCUGUUACCAGCCCUACAUCCACUCUGGAAAGCAGAGAUAGUGGUAUCAUAGCUACUUUGACAAGCUAUUCUGAAAACAUGGAGCGCACUAAAUAUGGAGGGGAGAGCAGCAAAGAACUAGGAUCUGGAGGAAACCUGAAACCUUGGCAGUCUCAGAAAUCCAGCAUGGACUCCUGUUUAUAUCGCGUAGAUGAAAAUAUGACCGCCUCCACCUACAGUUUAAACAAGAUCCCAGAAAGGAACCUAGAGACGGUUUUAUCCCAGUCUGUGCAGUCUAUUCCACUUUACCUUAUGCCACGGCCAAAUUCAGUAGCAGCCACCAGCUCAGCCCACUUAGAGGAUCUAGCUUACCUGGAUGAGCAGAGACACACUCCCCUACGUACGUCCCUCCGAAUGCCUCGGCAGAGCAUGGCAGGUGCCCGCAUACAACAAGACCUAAGAGUACGCUUUGCACCUUAUAGACCUCCGGACAUCUCCCUGAAACCACUGCUCUUUGAGGUACCAAGCAUCACCACAGAGUCUGUGUUUGUCGGACGAGACUGGGUGUUCCAUGAGAUAGACGCACAAUUGCAGAGUGCCAAUGCCAGUGUGAACAGAGGUGUGGUGAUUGUUGGGAACAUUGGGUUUGGUAAAACUGCCAUUAUCUCCAGACUGGUUGCUCUCAGCUGCCAUGGCACACGAAUGAGACAGAUUGCCUCUGAUAGCCCACAUGCCUCCCCAAAACGCACAGACAUAGACACAAAUAGAGAGCUACCCCUAACUCAGCCACCUUCUGCUCACUCGUCAAUCACGAGUGGAAGCUGCCCUGGAACGCCUGAAAUGCGCAGACGCCAAGAAGAGGCCAUGCGGAGACUCGCCGCGCAGGUUGUCGCUUAUCAUUACUGCCAGGCCGACAAUGCCUACACCUGUCUUGUGCCAGAGUUUGUACACAAUGUGGCAGCACUGCUCUGCCGCUCGCCACAGUUUGUUGCCUACAGGGAGCAGCUACUGCGAGAACCACAUCUACAGAGUAUGCUCAGCUUGAGAUCCUGUGUUCAGGAUCCCAUGGCCUCCUUCCGGAGGGGAGUCCUAGAGCCCUUGGAAAAUCUUCAUAAAGAGAGGAAGAUUCCAGAUGAAGAUUACAUCAUAUUAAUUGAUGGUUUAAAUGAAGCUGAAUUUCACAAGCCAGAUUAUGGGGACACCAUAGUAUCAUUCUUGAGCAAAAUGAUUGGAAAAUUCCCCUCCUGGCUGAAGUUGAUAGUGACGGUCAGGACAAGUAUACAGGAAAUAAUUAAGUUGUUGCCCUUCCAUAGGAUUUUUUUGGAUAGACUGGAAGAGAACGAAGCCAUAGAUCAGGACCUCCAGGCAUAUAUCCUUCAUCGAAUACACAGCAGCUCUGAGAUCCAGAACAACAUCUCCCUUAAUGGCAAAAUGGACAACACUACAUUUGGCAAACUCAGUUCUCACCUCAAGACCUUGAGCCAAGGGUCCUAUCUAUACCUAAAGCUUACUUUUGAUCUCAUAGAGAAGGGCUACCUUGUACUAAAGAGCUCCAGCUAUAAAGUAGUCCCAGUCUCUCUCUCAGAGGUUUACCUAUUGCAGUGCAAUAUGAAGUUCCCAACACAGUCUUCCUUUGAUCGGGUUAUGCCUCUUUUGAAUGUGGCAGUGGCAUCUCUGCAUCCAUUAACAGAUGAACAUAUUUUUCAGGCCAUUAAUGCUGGUAGCAUUGAGGGCACACUGGAAUGGGAUGACUUUCAGCAGAGGAUGGAGAACCUCUCCAUGUUUCUUAUCAAGCGUAGAGACAUGACACGAAUGUUUGUUCAUCCGUCUUUUCGAGAAUGGCUUAUCUGGAGAGAGGAAGGAGAAAAGACCAAGUUUCUUUGUGACCCUCGGAGUGGCCACACGCUGCUUGCCUUCUGGUUUUCUCGUCAGGAGGGGAAGCUAAACCGACAACAGACUAUUGAGCUGGGACAUCACAUUCUCAAAGCACACAUUUUUAAGGGGCUGAGUAAAAAAGUAGGAGUGUCCUCGUCUAUCCUGCAAGGGCUUUGGAUCUCCUACAGCACAGAAGGUCUUUCAAUGGCAUUGGCAUCUCUGCGAAAUCUCUACACCCCGAACAUAAAGGUCAGUCGAUUGCUAAUUUUGGGAGGUGCAAAUGUUAACUACCGGACCGAAGUUCUGAACAAUGCCCCAAUUUUAUGUGUCCAGUCUCACCUUGGUUACACAGAGAUGGUGGCUUUGUUGUUGGAGUUUGGGGCCAACGUAGAUGCCUCUUCUGAAAGUGGCCUGACUCCUCUUGGAUAUGCUGCUGCGGCUGGAUAUCUGAGCAUUGUUAUGCUACUGUGCAAGAAACGGGCCCAGGUGGAUCACUUGGACAAAAACGGUCAGUGUGCCCUGGUUCAUGCGGCUCUCAGAGGUCACCUGGAGGUAGUGAAGUUCUUGAUUCAGUGUGACUGGACAAUGGCUGGGCAACAGCAGGGGGUAUUUAAGAAGAGCCAUGCGAUACAACAGGCACUGAUUGCAGCAGCCAGCAUGGGCUACACUGAGAUUGUCUCCUACCUGCUCGAUCUUCCAGAAAAAGAUGAAGAGGAGGUGGAACGAGCACAGAUCAACAGCUUUGACAGCCUGUGGGGAGAGACAGCUCUGACAGCUGCUGCAGGACGGGGUAAGCUGGAAGUAUGUCGUCUGCUUCUAGAGCAAGGAGCAGCAGCGGCCCAGCCAAAUCGACGUGGGGUGGUGCCAUUGUUCAGCGCAGUGAGACAAGGCCACUGGCAGAUUGUAGAUCUCUUACUCACCCACGGCGCUGAUGUAAACAUGGCAGACAAGCAGGGUCGGACUCCUUUGAUGAUGGCUGCGUCUGAGGGACAUCUAGGCACCGUGGAAUUCUUGCUUGCACAAGGUGGCUCCAUAUCCCUAAUGGACAAAGAAGGCCUAACUGCCCUUAGCUGGGCUUGUCUGAAGGGCCACCUUUCCGUGGUCCGUUCCCUGGUGGAGAGUGGAGCUGCCACAGACCACGCUGACAAAAAUGGACGCACUCCCCUGGAUCUGGCAGCUUUUUAUGGUGAUGCAGAGGUGGUUCAGUUUCUGGUGGACCACGGUGCCAUGAUCGAGCAUGUUGACUACAGCGGGAUGCGCCCACUCGACAGGGCUGUGGGGUGCCGCAACACUUCUGUCGUGGUCACUCUUCUGAAGAAAGGAGCGAAGAUAGGUUGUCAGACGUUACCGAGUCGCCCUCGAGGUCCAGCAACCUGGGCGAUGGCCACCUCCAAGCCAGACAUCAUGAUCAUCCUGUUGAGCAAGCUGAUGGAGGAGGGGGACAUGUUCUAUAAGAAAGGUAAAGUGAAGGAAGCGGCACAGCGCUACCAAUACGCCUUGAAGAAAUUCCCCAGAGAAGGGUUUGGAGAAGACCUGAAAACCUUCCGUGAGCUGAAGGUGUCACUCCUCCUCAACCUCUCCCGAUGUCGAAGGAAAAUGAACGAUUUUGGAAUGGCGGAGGAAUUUGCCACUAAAGCACUGGAGCUGAAACCGAAAUCUUAUGAAGCUUACUAUGCAAGAGCAAGGGCCAAACGCAGCAGCAGGCAGUUUUCAGCAGCCCUGGAGGAUCUGAACGAGGCCGUCAAGCUGUGUCCGAACAAUCGUGAGAUCCAGCGGCUGCUGAUGAGAGUAGAGGAAGAAUGUAGACAGAUGCAGCAGCAGCAGCAGCAACCCCCAGUGGAGCCAGAACCUGAAGCACAGCAUGAAGAACUGUACUCUGUGCAAGAUCUCUUUGAAGAGGAGUUUCUUGAGCAGGAUGUAGAAAAUGUUUCCAUUGGCUUACAAACAGAGUCGAGGCCCAGCCAAGGGCUUCCCAUCAUCCAGAGCCCACCCCCUUCCCCUGCUCACCGGGAUUCAGCCUAUAUUUCGGGCUCGCCUCUUGGGUCACAUCAAGUUUUUGACUUCAGAUCCAAUAGUUCUGUGGGUUCACCAACAAGACAAGGGUACCAGUCCACCUCUCCUGCUCUGUCUCCAACCCACCAGAACAAUCAUUACAGACCUAGUCCGCCACAUACUUCCCCUGCUCACCAAGGUUCCUCUUACCGCUUCAGUCCACCUCCAGUUGGAGGUCAAGGGAAAGAAUAUCAAAGUCCACCACCUUCACCCCUCCGUAGAGGUCCUCAGUAUCGAGCCAGCCCUCCUGCAGAAAGUAUAAGUGUCUAUAGGUCCCAGUCUGGCUCCCCAGUACGUUACCAGCAAGAACCUAGUGUUAGCCAACUCCCUGGUAGACCAAAGUCUCCGUUAUCCAAAAUGACACAGAGGUCCUUCCAGAUUCCCCAGAUUCCUGUUGUAGUCCCACAGCAAGGGCACAGGCUGCAGCCAGCCAAGGCACAGAUUGUAAGAAGCAACCACACGAGCUCUGCCGUGCAUUCUAGUACUGUGAUUCCAACUGGUGCUUACAGCCAAGUUGCCCAUUCUAUGGCCAGCAAAUACCAGUCUGCAUCAGGGGAAAUGGGAGUUGGUCAGAGUAGAUUGGUCUACCAAGGUUCAAUUAGUGGAAUAGUAGGUGAUGGUAGACCAGUGCAACAUGUUCAAGCCAGCCUUAGUGCAGGAGCUAUCUGCCAGCAUGGAGGGCUAACUAAAGAAGAUCUUCCACAGAGGCCUUCCUCAGCAUACAGGGGUGGAAUGAGAUACAGUCAGACUCCUCAGAUUGGGCGCAGUCAGUCUGCUUCCUAUUAUCCAGUCUGUCAUUCAAAGCUUGAUCUGGAACGUUCUUCCCUUCCUUCCAGCCAACUUGGUUCUCCUGAUGUGUCUCACCUAAUCAGAAGGCCCAUUACUAUCAACCCCAACGAAAUAAAGCCUCACCCACCAACUCCAAGACCGCUGCUUCAUUCCCAAAGUGUUGGCCUCAGAUUCUCCCCUUCUAGCAAUAGCAUUUCAUCCACCUCCAACCUGACUCCUACCUUCCGCCCUUCUGCUUCUAUUCAGCAAAUGGAGAUCCCUCUCAAGCCAGCCUAUGACAGAUCGUGUGAUGAACUUUCUCCAGUCUCUCCACCUCAAGGGAGUUACCCCAGCGAACCAGCCCGUUCCAGGACCACGCCGUUCAUGGGAAUUAUAGAUAAAACUGCUCGGACUCAGCAGUACCCUCAUCUCCACCAACAGACCCGGACCUGGGCUGUCUCUUCAGUGGAUACUGUUAUUAGUCCAACAUCUCCGGGAAACCUCCCCCAGCCAGAAUCAUUUAGCCCACCUUCUUCAAUCAGCAACAUUGCCUUUUAUAACAAAACAAACAAUGCACAGAAUGGCCAUUUGCUAGAGGAAGACUAUUACAGCCCCCAUGGGAUGCUAGCCAAUGGGUCCCGGGGAGACCUCCUGGAGAGAGUCAGCCAAGCCUCCUCAUAUCCAGAUGUUAAGGUGGCUAGGACACUGCCCGUUGCACAGGCCUACCAGGACAACCUGUACAGGCAACUCUCCAGGGACUCUAGACAAGGGCAGACUUCCCCUAUCAAACCAAAGAGACCGUUUGUGGAGUCUAAUGUGUAAAAGACACUUGUUGGAGUGAGACCCUUAUGUUUUCAGCACACGUUUCCUGGCUUGAUUCUCACCUAUAUUUUUAUCAUUACUAUUAUUUCUAUUUGGUAGCUACAUGAGCAAGUUUCUCCAGUAAUUUCUGUGUGGUGAUCAGACAGCCAUGCACGCGCUCAGAAUCCUUUGGUAUCCAGCUGACGGUGACGCCAACAGCAAACAAGCCAGUAUUGUUUGCCCAAUUCAGACUGAGUUCCCUCCCAGCUUUCAGCUGUCAAUCAGGAUAUGUUAGUACCCAUGGAGUGGGUUAACCCAGCUAGGUCCCCUAUGGGAGGUAACCAGCUGUUUGCAAGAGUUCAUGUUCGAAUCAAAUUGGUUUCUUUGGUUUUAAGGAGCUCUCAUGUAAAAUGCUUACGAAAAUUCCUAGUGGAAACUGGCUAAAAAUUGGCAACAUUUUCAAACUUUACAUUAUCGAGUAUUCCCCUAGACAACCGGAGCCUUCCUUUUCCCACUUGUCUCUUGCCCACAAAGAGCUCAUUAUCUGCACCAAAUGGGGCUUAAUUUGCUUUUAAUACCGACUAGCUAUGCAUAAUAACUGACCUGCUUGAGCUGGUUUUAUAGCGUUUUAAUCUGAAUUGGAUUGUUUGUUGUUUUUAAUAACGUGGCCUGUCGCAAUGAGUGGGGACCAUAAGAUGCUUUGCUACUUUGACAGCUGCGUUCCAAAUGCCACAGUUUGGAUUUACUCUGAGGCAUUUUAAAAAUAAUCAAACUCUGCCCCUUUUGUGAAUUUUAGUCGGCCAAAGGAGUUGGCUAGAAACCUCUUGUGCAUUUUGUAAGCAAGAUUAACCACAAUCUUUUCUUCACACCUCCAGCAGAUGAUUGCAUCUCACACACCCCACCACAUUUUCACCAGGACAGUUUAAUGGGUUUUCAUUUUGCUCGCAAGGAAAAUGUGAAUAGGAAAACCUUAAUGGCGGAAGACACCUUAUAUCUUUUUUUUAUCAUGCUGCAUAACGUGACAUGGAGGUUUCCAAGCCAGAAAGUGUCCAAGGAGUCACUUUAGUAAAGUCCUUCUCAACACACAGUCUUGCCUUGCCAUUUCCUUUGUGUUUGCACCUACUCUUUGGAAGCUGCGUGCGGUAGGGAGGGGCUGCACUCCUCCACGGGAUUAAUGAGUAAAAUGUGUGUUUCUUAGAACUGCAAGACUGGUUCCUGGAAUUUUGGAAGGCAGUUGCUGUGUUCCAUACCUGUAAAUGUUAGACACAAUGUUUGGCUCUUUAAGGACCUGUAGUUAAGAGAGACAUAUUUAUAAUUAAUUUAUGUGAUCGAUUUCAGAAAAAUGUUUUUGUUUUGGUCUGGGUUCUUUCUUUUUUCCCUUUUCAGUCAGAUGCUACUAGUGUUGAGUCAGUGUGAAAAGCAGGGGACAUUUCCGGAAACCGUUUUUACAGAACUUUCCAAGCAGUUUCUGAAGUUUUGUUUGCGUAGAGGGAGCUUUCUUUGCAUAGGUUUGAUUGAUUGUUGGUUACGUUUUUAAGCUGCCUUUUCAGUAACUGAGGCCAGACAGCCAGGUGGAUGGGAAGAGCAGUAAUAGUGUAGCUUGUUUUAAAGCAAACCAGUGCCUGUUGCCCAGUAUUGCAUCUCAUAGCAAUUCUUAAAAAGGGAAUUGGUCCUUAGACAGAGUUAACGCUGUUUGUUUCCAAAGGGCUACGUGAAUCUAGUCGUACAAGGAAACAUGCAUUGAACCAAAUUAAGGGCAGAUCCUCAGCUAGUGUAAAUUGGCGUCACUCCGUUGUGACCGCAACGCAGCUACCAUGUUUUAAACCAGUUGAGGCUCCAGCCCUAAAACUCUUAGCAAACCCUGGCUUUGAUUAGCUUUUCACUUGUGUGGAGCUGGAAAGUGAUCAGCACCGUUUGUUGUAAUUCCACUACUUAGACCAAACUGAGUGGCGCCACCCUUGGGACAGGUCAGGCGUGUGUCUCACUGACAGAUGGAAAGUACUCUUGAUUUUGCCUCUGUUUUCUUUGGGGAUUACGUUUCUUCCUUUUAUAUGUCUCCAAGACAGACUUUGUAUUGGAGGUUUGGUUUUUUUCCCCCAAGGGGCAAGAAGGUGUAGCUCAGAAUUUUCUCCCUUUGCUUUAUGACAGGGAUCUCUAAGCGGGUGAUAAAAGUGGGAGCCUUCCCAGUUACCUGUGCCUCCU
Messenger RNA from Chelonoidis abingdonii (Abingdon island giant tortoise), 8477 nucleotides. The record is from RefSeq and is a predicted model, not a curated record. NCBI's taxonomy places the organism in Eukaryota, Metazoa, Chordata, Testudines, Testudinidae.